CUCCUCCUUACAGAGAUAAGUUACGCACGCGAUGGCAGUACAGGCACGAGCCCUCUCCCGUUUUGCGUCUGCUCGGGUCGGGUGCAGCACCUCUACUUCUCACCUGUCUGCCAUUCAUGAUGAUCGAAUUAGCAAAUCAACACUCCAAGCCAAGAUCUGAAUUUCAGUUUUUAUUUCAAACGUCAGGGUGAAGAAAUGUUCAGUCUGAGAAUGGGAGAACUACCCAGUCCAUCCUUCCGGUCGCUGGAUAGAUUUUUUUGACACAGCUCGGUUGUAAAGGUUCUUUCCUGGCGGAAAGGGGGGGGGCGGGGGGCCAGAGGGGGAUAAAAGCCUGAGCAGAGCUGUCCCGCCCCCUGUCCUGUUCUCGUGAUGUCAUUCCGGGCGCUGCCCAGGUGCGGCGGGUGGAGGAAGGCGCUGUUGGCGGUGGCCCUCGUCUCCGCCGCGCUCUGCAUCGUCCGCAUGGCGGCGAAGCCCCCGCCGGACUACGGCUGGCUAGAGUUCGGGGACGGGGCGCCCGAGGACGCCUGCAACUGCACCAAGCUCCUGCUGCAGGACCCCGACGAAAUCGACCGGGCCAAGGUCCUGUCCAUCACGGUCAGCUUCCGGGCCCAGACCAAGGUGACGGACGCCCAGUUCAUGGAGCUGGCGGGAGACUGCGAGCGGUUCCGCCUCCUGCGCAAGUACGCGCCGUUCCCGCUGAGCCGCGAGGAGGCCCGGUUCCCCAUCGCGUACUCCAUCGUGGUCCACCACAAGAUCCAGACCUUCGAGAGGCUGCUGAGGGCCGUCUACGCGCCCCAGAACCUGUACUGCGUCCACGUGGACCGCAAGGCGCCGUCCACCUUCCUCUCGGCCGUGCGGCAGAUCGCCUCCUGCUUCGACAACGUCUUCAUCGCCAGCCGCCUGGAGAGCGUGGUGUACGCCAGCUGGAGCCGGGUGCAGGCCGACCUCAACUGCAUGGGCGACCUGUACAACCACAGCGCCCCCUGGAGGUACUUCGUCAACCUGUGCGGCCAGGACUUCCCGCUGAAGACCAACCUGGAGAUGGUGCGCCAGCUGAGGGCCCUGCAGGGGAAGAACAGCCUGGAGACGGAGAAGACGCCGCCCUCCAAGGAGGCGCGGUGGAAGAAGCGGUACGAGGUGGCGGACGGCGCCAUCCGGAGGACGGAGAAGGACAAGGCCCCGCCUCCCGUCGAGACGCCGAUGUUCGCGGGCGGGGCCUACAUCGUGGUCAGCCGGGCGUUCGUCCGCUUCGUGCUGGAGGACCCCAGGGCGCGGCGGCUGAUGGAGUGGGCGCAGGACGGCUACAGCCCCGACGAGUUCCUGUGGGCCACGCUGCAGAGGAUGCCCGGCGCGCCCGGGUCCAUACCCAGCAACCACCGCUACGACGUGACGGACGUCAACGCCCUCGCCCGGCUGGUGAAGUGGCAGUACUUUGAGGGGGCGGAGUCGAAGGGCGCCAUGUACCCGCCUUGCAGGGGCCACCACGUGCGAUCCAUCUGCGUCUACGGCGUCGGCGACCUGGGCUGGAUGCUGCAGAAGCCGCAGCUCUUCGCCAACAAGUUCGACACCGACACCGACCCCAUCGCCGUGCACUGCCUGGAGAAGUAUUUGCGGACCAAGGCCCUCAAGGAAAUGACCGCCUCGCCCAGCUCCCAGUCCGUAAUAUCGCUUUAACAUCACGCCCCCCAGCCUAGCAUUAGCGUCACGUUCCCCAGCGUUAGCACGUUAGCACGUUAGCGCAGCGCUAGCCUCAUGCCCAGACUCGGCUCUUAUACUGUACGUGUGCUGUUUUAAUUAGCCUUGGCGUAGCUGGUUUAGCAGGUGCUCACAGUGCUGGUCUCGCAGGAGGAUGUGGCGGCAGCUGACUUCGCAGUGCGACGGGGCUGCGGUCACAUCGCUGCGCCUGCGUUUCCUCUGACCCAAUUUAGGUGCCUACAGCAACCCAAUAUGGCCGUGUGGUAAUCAACCCAAGCAUAGUUUUUCACGAGGCCAAAUUUACAGGGCCAGGCAUGAAGAAAUCUGGUGGGGUGAAAGCUUGAGUUGCCGCAGGAUAUUUACAAAAGUUAGCCAGCUAACGUCUGAAUCCCUCUUUCUGAAAUGCCUCCUAGGUGUUUGUGUUUGCCUCUAUCAGGUGCUUGUAGAGCGUCUGGGGAUUUACUAAGGCAGAUUAUUACUUUUCUGUUCUGGUUCUUCGUCCUGCAAGGGUGAAUAAAACAGACUCUGUCCGGUCUGGAGUGGUACUGGGUUUGUACCGGUAUCCAAUCACCAUGUGUGCUGAAUGCUCUCUGUGUUAUUAUGUCAUCAAAAAUUUUGAUUUGUUCUCAGCUAUUCUUUCCAUUUGCAAAAUGACUGAAGUUCUUAAGGUAUGAUUUCACUGCCCCUUCCGAACAAUUCUAAUACAAAUGGAUCAGUAAAAAUGUCUGUCGAAAAUGUCUGCUCAACACUUUUCUACUAUUUAUUACCUUCGCUAAUGUGUGGUGAGCGUUCUGGCGCAAAUUGGCUGCCGUGCAUCACCCAGGUGGGUGCUACACAUUGGUGGUGGGUGAGGUGAGUUCCCCUUCACUGUAAAGCACUUUGAGCAUUUGGAAAAGUGCUAUAUAAAUGUAAUUAAUAAUAAUAAUAAUAUUAAUUUUUCUGCCUUUCACUUGUCUUUGACUGCUGAUUGUUUUUUUUUUGUAAAUAGUAAAUAAAUAAGAACAUACCAAAAAAGUGGCACCUGUCA
Molecule: messenger RNA, 2722 nt
Organism: Anguilla rostrata (American eel)
Lineage: Eukaryota; Metazoa; Chordata; Actinopteri; Anguilliformes; Anguillidae
Product: beta-1,3-galactosyl-O-glycosyl-glycoprotein beta-1,6-N-acetylglucosaminyltransferase-like
Exons: 2
Coding region: 370-1674 (434 amino acids)
Cellular component (GO): membrane
Molecular function (GO): beta-1,3-galactosyl-O-glycosyl-glycoprotein beta-1,6-N-acetylglucosaminyltransferase activity
Source: RefSeq, a predicted model, not a curated record